ACAUAUUGUCGGCAAAUCAGCGAAAGACAACAACUAAAAAACAUUGCCAGCACUUCGAUUUCGGUUUCAGUUUCAGUUGUUUAAUUGCGUCUAGCGGCCAAGGAGCUUUGAUUUUCUGAUUCGAUUCUGAUUGGAACUCUCGCACACCGCACAUCGCGCGCACACACACACACACAUUUAUUAGAAAUAAUGAGUCGAAUGCUAAUUAAACCCGCUGCUGCCACAGUUUCGGCCGCUUUGCAGCAGCAACAGCAACGCCAGCAGCAACAGUACGUUAUUCGCCGCUGGAAAUCGUUCCUGCAGAACAACAACAAUGUCAGUCGACGUGCGGCGAAAACGACUACGACGACGUCGACUGCGGCGGCGGUAGCAACGUCACAGCGUCACGGAAAAAGCGGCGAUUUCAUUCAACCGUUAGACGUCCGCCGUUCCUUUUCAACCAGCCACAAAAUGCCGUCGUCGUCGAAAGCCCUCCAAUUGGAUAACAUAAAUCCCAACUUCAUUGCCAUGGAGUAUGCGGUUCGCGGUCCUUUGGUGAUUCGUGCGGGCGAAAUCGAAAAGGAACUGGAAAAGGGUGCCAAGAAGCCAUUCGACCAGGUGAUCCGUGCCAACAUCGGUGAUUGCCAUGCCAUGGGCCAGCAGCCCUUGACUUUCCUGCGACAGCUGAUGGCUUUGACCUUCGAAAAACGGUUACUCGACUCACCCGAGUAUCCCGAGGAUGUCAAGAAGCGUGCCUGUGCCAUUUUGGAUGGCUGCCAGGGUCAAUCCGUGGGAUCGUACACUGACUCCGCUGGUCUGGAGGUGGUGCGUCGCCAGGUGGCCAACUACAUCGAGAAGAGGGACGGUGGCAUUCCUUGCGAUUGGCAGGAUAUCUACCUAACCGCCGGUGCAUCUCCCGGAAUCAAGAGCAUUCUCUCCAUGAUCAACUCCGAAGUGUGUGGCCAGCAGCCAGGUGUGAUGGUGCCCAUUCCCCAGUACCCUUUGUAUUCGGCCACCAUCUCUGAAUACGGCAUGGCUAAGGUAGAUUACUACCUGGAGGAGGAGACCGGCUGGAGUCUAGGCAGGAAGGAGCUGCAGCGUUCCUACGAUGAGGCCAAGAAGACGUGCAACCCGCGUGCCUUGGUCGUAAUCAAUCCUGGCAAUCCCACCGGACAGGUUCUUACCCGCGAAAACAUCGAGGAGAUUAUUAAGUUUGCCCAUGAGAACAAGGUGCUGCUGCUGGCCGAUGAGGUGUACCAGGACAAUGUCUACGACAAGAACUCCAAGUUCUGGUCGUUCAAGAAGGUGGCCUAUGAGAUGGGCGAACCCUACCGCAGUCUGGAGCUGUGCAGUUUCCUGUCCACCUCGAAGGGUUAUCUGGGCGAGUGCGGCAUUCGCGGUGGCUACAUGGAGGUUCUCAAUCUGGAUCCCAAGGUUAAGGCCAUGCUGACCAAGUCGAUCACGGCGGCGCUCUGCAGCACCACUGCCGGUCAGGUGGCUGUUAGUGCUUUGGUUAACCCACCACAGCCUGGUGAACCCUCCUAUGAACUUUUCAAGAAGGAGCGCGACGAGAUCUUGGCCGCCCUGAAAGAGCGUGCUGAGCUCGUGCACAAGACUCUCAGCAGUUUCGAGGGCUACAAGGUGAACCCCGUGCAGGGCGCCAUGUACGUCUUCCCCCAGAUCGAGAUCCCGCCCAAGGCCAUCGAGGCUGCCAAGGCCAAGGGCAUGGCCCCCGAUGUUUUCUACGCAUUUGAGCUGCUCGAAACGAGCGGCAUUUGCAUUGUUCCUGGCAGUGGAUUUGGUCAGAAGCCCGGCACCUGGCAUUUCCGCAGCACAAUCCUCCCCCAAACGGACAAGCUGAAGCUGAUGAUGGAGAAGUUCCGCGUGUUCCACGCCGAAUUCAUGAAGAAGUACAAGUAGACACAGUCCACGGCCAUCCAUCUGCUGACCACUCCCUGCGCCAUGCUCCCCGUCCCCCCAGCCCUGUGUUAAAAGUGUCGAUCCUUAGGAUUAAAAUAUAAAAUACCAUAACUGUUUUUUUUUUUCUAUCUCUGUUACUCUUUGUGUGUCAUUAACUGAAAGCUUCUUUACUCUUUAUAUAUGAGAAAAUAUAUAUAUAAAAUUGGAAUAACUCCUGAUUUGUAACACACUCCCAAUCCAAGCAGGUUUUAUACGAUCCUACGAUCACGUUUCCAGUUAGCAAUUAACCCAAUUAACUAUAUAUAUAUAGUCUUUGAUUCUGUAUUGAAUUGAUUCUCUUAACAGAGAAGUGACAAUAAUUUUUGUUAAAGCCAAAAGUUGUUUAUUACUUUUUGGUCGGCGCAAAAUUGAAAAAAUUCUGAUAUUGUUCUAGAUGAAAGUUAUUUGCAUUGUGUAAAAGUUUACAUAUUUAUCUAUAUAUAUACCUAUUUAUAGUCUGCAUGUGCUUAUCCCUGAAUCGAUCACGAAAACAUACGAUGUGUGUGCGUUCAAGUCAUUACUAAUUGUUAUAGACAAGAAAAAUAAAUCAAUUUUAUUGUUAAA
Molecule: messenger RNA, 2502 nt
Organism: Drosophila eugracilis
Lineage: Eukaryota; Metazoa; Arthropoda; Insecta; Diptera; Drosophilidae
Product: alanine aminotransferase 1
Exons: 7
Coding region: 190-1899 (569 amino acids)
Biological process (GO): biosynthetic process
Molecular function (GO): L-alanine:2-oxoglutarate transaminase activity; pyridoxal phosphate binding
Source: RefSeq, a predicted model, not a curated record